Molecule: messenger RNA, 3525 nt
Organism: Austrofundulus limnaeus
Lineage: Eukaryota; Metazoa; Chordata; Actinopteri; Cyprinodontiformes; Rivulidae
Gene: cracd
Product: capping protein inhibiting regulator of actin dynamics
Biological process (GO): maintenance of gastrointestinal epithelium; negative regulation of barbed-end actin filament capping
Source: RefSeq, a predicted model, not a curated record
UCAGUGUCAGCCCUCCAUACAAAGGCCCUGAGACAUGAAGACUGAUGAUUUGAUGGUUGAUCUGUUUCAGAAGGUAAAUUCCAACCCCUCAGACGGUUAUUUGGGAAGAAGAAGAAGAAGAAGAAGAAGAAAAGGAGCUUUGAUGGAGCAGAACUAAAAGUGGGAGCGGUGCGCAGCGAAGUGGUGUCAGACAAUGAGGAGUCUAAUGAAAAUCUGAGGGAGUUGAAUCCUGUUGAAUCUCGAGCUCUCUCCCUCGACAGCAUCUUUAACCUUGAAGAACCAAAGGAGCUGAGUCUGGACCACAGCAUGUCCCAGGAAAACGUUUCAGAUAAAGUCAGGAGCCUGCAGAGGCAGAUAGUCCAGGGGAUAAAGUUCGGCCAGAGGCCUCCUUCUCUUCGGAAGAGCGAGGGAGAGGAGGGCAGUUCGGAUGAGGAAGAGCUUCUUCAGAGUCCUCUGAAGGUUGUGGCCCAGAUAGAACCUGAGCCUCCUAAAGCAGAGUCCAAGCAGGUCCAAGGAACUCAGUCAUCGGAGCCACACUGCAGCCCGGUAAAAUCCCCGAGGUCCAGACGAGUUUCUCCACCAUCUGGUACGAUCGAGUCCAUCAACCUAGAUGCCAUUCCGCAGUCCGGUCCUCGCUUGGACAACACUGCAGCCAAGCACAAACUGUCUGUCAAACCCAAAAACCAGAGGAUAUCCCGCAAACACAAACGUCUCACACAGGACCUCCAGGAGGUUUCUGUUCCUGAAGUGGUCCAAGAAGACCUGGAGGCAGCAGGAGACAACCAGCGCAGGGAGGUCAUUGAAGAUGACAGAGAAAACUUGAAGAAACAAAGACUCUACGAGGAGGAGCGGCAGGAGGCUCGCAGGAGGAAGGAGCUAGAGGCGAAGAGGCUCAGAGAGGAGGAAGAAGAAAAGAUGAAGAGAGCAGAGGAGCUGAGGCUGCAUGAAAUGGAGGAAGAAAUGCGUCGCAGGAAACAGCUGGAAGAGCAGGAGAGGAGGAUGCAAGAGGAGGUAAAAAGGAGGAGGAUGGAGGAGGAGAGGAGGAGAGAGGAGGAAGAUAGGAGGAGGAGGGAGGAGCAGGAAAGUCGAAUCCGAGAAGAAGAAAGGAGGCGGCGAGAGGAGGAAGAGCAAAAGAGGAAAGUGGAAGAGGAAAAGAGAAAGCGAGAAGAGGAGGUGCAACGACUGGAAGAGGAGAGGAGGAAACUGGAAGAGCAGAAGAGAAAUGAAGAAGAAGAAAAGAAGAGGCGAGAACAGGAGGAGGAGGUAGCAAGGAGGCUGCAAGAACUUAAGGCAGAGAAGAUGAAGAAGCAAAAAGAGGAGGAAGACAGGAAGAAGCACGAGGAGGCAGAGAUGCUGAGGAGAGCUGAGGAGCAGAGCAGGAUGUCAUUAGAUGAAGCUGACAGGGACUUGGAUACUCCAGAGAGGAAGAGGAGAGCCGAGGAGCUGCGCUGGAAGGAGAUGGAGGAGAGACAGAGGCCCUUUUCUUUUAAAGUUUCUUCUGGAGAGAAACAGAUUCUCUUCCAGAAGGUUAAUCUCACACCUGUCUCACCAGUCAACAGCCACCAGAGCCCUGAUGCCACUGCUGAUCAAAGGGAGGGAGCUAGGACCUCCUCCCCUGCAGGACCAGACUCCCCCAACCUGCCAACCUUUCCAUACAUCCCUCAUACGGCCAUCCUGGUCACGGGUGCCCAGCUCUGUGGGACAGCUGUCAAUUUAGACCAGAUCAAAGACAACGCAUGCAAAUCCCUGCUGGGGCUGGGAGAGGACAAAAAGGCGCAGGGAUCACUGUCUACGAAGAGCAAAACCUCUCCAGACCGCAAGUCUGGAAAAACCAAAUCCCUCACUGAGUCUGUGCUCUCCACAGAUCAGUCUGGUGCUGCCGUGCUAGCAGAAUGGGCAAGCAUCAGAUCAAAGAUAUUCAAAGGCGUAGAGGAUGGGAAGUAUGAAGAGUACUCRGAUCCCCCAAGCAGGUCUCAGCCUCAAGUCGACAGUGAGAAACAGCCUUCGUUUGCUCAUGCAAACCUCAGAAAGACCAUGUCCGCCAGUGCCAAGUUCUCCAUCACCCCUGCAAAGAAGAAGUUUGGAGAUUCAAAUAGGAACUCUGAGGUUUUUGGUCCAGAUAAUAAAGAUGUAGAAGAAGAAGCAGCUCGAUCUGGUAGCCCCACCACGUCUUCUCCGUCUCCUACAAUCAAASCUCAGAGCAGGAUGAGUAAAUCUGUCCGUAUCGUAGAAAGAGGCUCAGAGGAGUGCAUGUUUGCCAAAGACCUACCAUCCUUCCUGGUCCCAAGCCCCGGAGACGGACCAGACAGGUGUCAGAGCAAAUCUGAGUCAUCUGAAAGCAGAGAGGAGGCAGAGGAACGGGGACAGGAUGGGGAGGAGAAGCCCUCUCCUUUUGGUAUAAAGCUAAGGAGGACUAACUAUUCUCUACGUUUUCACAAUGAACAGUCCGCAGAGAAAAGAAAGAAGCGCUACAGUGCCGGGGACAGUUUUGACGGUAUCCCAUCACCUCUCACCCCAAUCGAACCAGACUCCGACACUUGCUCAGUCUUUUCAGAUAAAUCCAAUCCCACCUCGCCUCACAAAGAGGSAGUGGUUAGCAAGUACCUGCACACAUCUGCCUCCCCCGCUGUAACCCGGGGUAAGCUGUCUAAAUCUACUAGCCCAACAUCUCACAGCGAAGGUGACAAAGUGCUUUCAAAACCACCCUUCUACCGAAGACAACUAACAUCACCCAAACCGUCUGGUGCCGUCCCAUCACCUCCUCUAUCUCCACUACCUAAGGCAAUCCAUGGACUGCCUUGUGAUGAUGUCAUUCAGAAAACAGGAAGCGCAGAGUCCUCUGUCCAGGAGCAGGCCAGCAGGAACAAGGAACCAUCAGUGGUGGCCCAGCUGCACCAAAGCAGCCAAGGCCCAGUCCAAGGAGAGGAGGAACCAAAGGAGAAGAGAUCCUUCUUCCCCUCCAUAAACAUUCCCUGGAGAGAGAAGGCCGACAGAAAGACGGAGCUCAUCAGGAGAGAGAAACCGUCCCUACAGACCAGACACUCACUGGACAGUAACAGGGUCCAGGAGAAGGAGACCGGACCCUUAUGGAUCACACUGGCUCUGCAGAAGCAGAAAGGCUUUAGGGAGCAGCAGCAAAACCGCGAGGACCGUCGAAGCCAAAGAGAGGUCAAACUGGCAGAAAAACAAGCCAGAGAGCGAGACAGUGUUGCACUGGUGAGUCCCACAGAGAGUAAAGGAAGUGGGAGCACCAGCCCUUUCUCCAAACCACACACUCCAGAGGAGCCUAAGAGACCCGACAGCCUCGUGGGACAAUUCGAGCGCCGAGAGCACCUGAAAAAGGCCAGCACUUUACCCAGCUCUGUCACUGUUGAGAUCUCAGACUCCACACCGUCACCACCUGCUGUAAAGGACGUAUCAAAGCGCUUCCCCUCCAGUGACUCUUCACAGGUGUCCACAGAGCCGGCCUGGUUGGCCCUGGCCAAACGAAAGGCCAAAGCCUGGAGUGACUGUCCUCAGAUUAUC